CGCGAAUCACGAAUCGCGAAUCGCGAAUCACGAAUCGCGAAUGCGCGCAUAGUCUAGUCCCGGCAUAAGAGGCACGAGUGUCUCGCGCCGUUCGAGUGUGACUUCAUUGUGCGUAAAGUUGGCGCGAGGUACUAUCGUGCCUUUUGAAUUUAAUUAAGAGUCAUAUCAGAUACCGUUUUCACAGUAUAUAGUGCUUUAAAAUAUUUAUUUACAUGUUGUACUAAUAUCUUUUCAUUAGUUUCUUUACGUAAACCAGUUGCGUGUGUGUGCGUAUGUGAAAUUAGCUGUUAUAGGCAUAAUCUGUUUUGUUUUCAACAAUUCAUUAUGCGAUGCGUUGCUGCAUUCGUCGUUACGUUGUCAAUAGCAGUAGUUGCGGCAUUGAAUGAGUGCGUUAGACGCCCAUCGCAAGAAACAGGACAGGACGAUGGACAUUAUUGCGUUUGCAAUGCAACGUACUGCGAUGAAGCUCCAGACGCGACCAAACCAUUCUUCACUUCUGCUAGAUAUGCUCUCAUAACUUCGAGCAGAAGUGGCUUACGAUUUUAUAUGUCAAACGGCAUAUUUAGAAAAGAUCUAUUAAGAGACAAUGUCGACGGAAGAAUUAUCAUCAACCGGAGAAAGAACUAUCAAGAAAUUUUGGGGUUUGGUGGAGCAGUGACCGAUUCAGCAUGUCUAAAUAUCCUCAAGUUAACUAAAAAAGCAUCGGAUAAUUUGUUGCGAAGCUACUUUGGUCCAAAUGGUAUUAACUAUAAUAUGCUCAGAGCACCAAUGGGUGGUACGGAUUUCUCAUCAAGACCAUAUAGUUAUGCAAUGGUACCAAACGAUACAACGCUUAAAAAUUUCGAAUUACAAAUGGAAGAUAUCGUUUACAAGAUACCGGUAAUAAAAAGAGCACAACAAAUGAAAAGAUAUAAGAUUAAAUUACUGACACUACCGUGGAGCGCUACUCCUUGGAUGAAAACAGUUGACACUUGGACCUGGAACAGUUCACUGCGCUCGGAAUAUCGACAAUUAUGGGCAGAUUACUUCGUAAAAUAUGUUGCGGCAUAUCAGCGUGUCGGUAUACGAUUCUGGGGUUUGUCGUCUCAGAACGAACCGAUGAACAAAUUGUUCCUUACAGCAAAAGUUCGUCUUAACGGAAUGCAAAUGACCGCCGAAGAAGAACGCGAUUGGAUUAUCGAUUAUUUGUGGCCAACUCUGAAAAAGAAUAAUUUCCAUCACAUCAAGAUCUUUAUAAUGGACGAAAACAGACUAGUGCUUCCGUCUCGGCCGAGAAAAGUGUUUAAGAAAGCAGAAGUUCGUAACAUCGUUUCGGGAAUCGCGGUUCAUAUGUACUUUGACUUUAAAGUCAGUCCGACUGUCCUUGAUGAAGUAAAGCGUGAUUAUCCUGAGAAAUUGAUACUUAUAACAGAAGGCUGCAUCGGAGUUUUUGAAAAAAAAAAGGUGAUUCUCGGCUCGUGGAGACGCGGUGAGUUCUACGCGCAGAAUAUUCUCGAAAAUCUGUCGCAUUGGGCGUCAUCUUGGAUUGACUGGAACAUCGCCUUAGAUACAAACGGUGGGCCCAAUUAUAUCGGCAAUUACGUAGAUUCGCCGAUCAUAAUCAACGUUACAGCCAACGAGUUUUACAAGCAACCGAUAUUCUAUGCCAUUGGACAUUUUUCCAAAUACAUUGUACCUGGUAGCGUGAGAAUCGGCACAAUAUUAGAAAACCUCGAAAAAGGAAUUCAGAGUGUCGCGUUCUUUACACCUGACCACGGCAUAGUAUUAGUGAUUUUAAAUAUGUGA
Messenger RNA from Pseudomyrmex gracilis, 1785 nucleotides. Its product is annotated as glucosylceramidase-like. NCBI's taxonomy places the organism in Eukaryota, Metazoa, Arthropoda, Insecta, Hymenoptera, Formicidae. The record is from RefSeq and is a predicted model, not a curated record. Bases 325 to 1785 code for a protein of 486 amino acids. The transcript has 8 exons. Gene Ontology annotation, biological process: glucosylceramide catabolic process. Gene Ontology annotation, molecular function: glucosylceramidase activity.